GAAAAAAUGGUUACAAACAAUCAAAAAUCUACACCCACACUUUCUUGUUAGAUUGAGAGAUGCAGAAGAAAGCAGGAGACUCUCCCGCAGUACAGUGCAGAUUGGGAAUGAUCACAAAAUCACCGUCAUCAUCAAAACACACACUCCGCUUCUUCUGAACGAUGUCGUUUCACCCCGACGACCAGAACAACCCUAGCCUUACUCCGCCAUUAAAGACCUGGCUCAAGAUCAAGAGCACUGAACCCGUCAACCAUAUGGUUCUUGCCAUGCACCUUCACUCCCUUUCCGACCCCAAAAGCAAAAAAACCCUAGUCCCCAAUUUCACCAUAAUGGACCGAACCCUUCACUUAUCCGACGAGCUUCUUCUCAAAAUCCUCGCCAAGCUUCCCGAUUCGCAGAGGAACUCCAAUUCCCUCGUUUGCAAGCGGUGGUUGAAUCUCCAAGGACGACUCGUUCGUUCCCUGAAGGUUUUGGAUUGGAACUUUGUGUUAUCGGGUAGGUUUAUACAUAGAUUCCCCAAUCUGAACCACGUUGAUUUGGUUACUGGUUCUUUCAGUUCGCCACGAAAUUCGAGUGUUUUGUUGACUCACAAGGUUCUAUCUAUGCACGUUGACUCUGGGUGGUGUUUCGGCGAGGAAAACCUGCUACCUGUUGAAGCGGUUGAUAAUGGGUUGAAAGUACUUGCAAGUGGGUGCCCCAAUUUGCGGAAGCUAGAGGUUAUCGGUGCGAGUGAGGUGGGCUUGUUGAGCGUGGGCGAGGAGUGUUUCACGUUGCAAGAGUUGGAGUUGCAGAAAUGCGACGACGACGUUUUGCGUGGUGUUGCGGCGUGUGGGAAUCUCCAAGUAUUGAAAUUGGUUGGGAGCAUUGAUGGGUUUUAUAACUCUCUGGUUUCUGAUAUUGGGUUAACGAUUUUGGCUCAAGGUUGUAAGAGGCUGGUGAAGCUUGAACUUAGUGGGUGUGAAGGGAGUUUUGAUGGGAUUAAAGCGAUUGGUAAGUGUUGUGUGAUGUUGGAGGAGUUGACUUUUGUUGACCAUAGGAUGGAUGAUGGGUGGUUAGCAGGGCUUUCGUUUUGUGAGAAUUUGAAGACUUUAAGGUUUCAGUCGUGUAAAGUGAUCGAUCCUAAUCCAGGGUUAGAGGAAUAUUUGGGUUGUUGUCCGGCACUUGAACGGCUUCAUUUGCAAAAGUGCCAAUUGCGUGAUAAGAAUGGUGUUGGAGCUAUGUUUUCUGUAUGCAGAGUUGCAAGGGAGAUUAUUCUUCAGGACUGCUGGGGAAUGGAUAAUAGCAUGUUGAGCUUUGCAAGUAUUUGCAGGCGGGUAAAGUUGUUCUACUUAGAAGGAUGCUCAUUGCUAACAACAGAAGGUUUGGAGUCUGUAAUUGAUUCCUGGAAGGAGCUUCAGUGCCUUAGAGUUGUCUCAUGUAAAAAUAUAAAGGACAGUGAUAUCUCUCCUGCACUUGCAACCUUAUUUUCCACUCUGAAAGAGUUGAGAUGGAGGCCAGAUACAAAGUAUCUUCUAACAUCAAGUCUUGUGGGGAUAAGCAUGGGAAAGAAAGGUGGUAAAUUUUUCAAGAGGACAUGAUAACUAAAUUCACUGUGUAGACAGAAUCUAGGCCAUGGUCUUAGAAACAGAUAUUCUCACUUAGUUAAAUUUGUACCAUUAUGUAAUCACAUAGUUUCGAUGGUUAGUUAGAUAUUGAAAGUGGGAGAUUAGUCCUUGUAUCUUUAACCUAGAGAUCUAAUUAUGUGUAAGCUUAACCCAAUUCACUCCAAGUUGAAAUUGGGUAACUUGUUCCCCUGCAUUUUCUGUUGUUCUUUGAUUUCUUCAAUCAGAAUAAGGAACAAGACUAGAGUUGUAAUCAUGUGUAAGGAUAACUCAGUUGAAUCCAAGUAGAAAUUGGGUACCCCUUCUUUCGGAUGCCAUAAACUUAGCACGGUGUGCUUGUUAUAUUUCAUGAGUGAUUCUCGUGUGCACUUGUGUGAUAGAAGUUGGUUGACUAC
Molecule: messenger RNA, 1996 nt
Organism: Gastrolobium bilobum
Lineage: Eukaryota; Viridiplantae; Streptophyta; Magnoliopsida; Fabales; Fabaceae
Product: F-box protein At5g07670-like
Exons: 2
Coding region: 162-1577 (471 amino acids)
Biological process (GO): SCF-dependent proteasomal ubiquitin-dependent protein catabolic process
Cellular component (GO): SCF ubiquitin ligase complex
Molecular function (GO): protein binding
Source: RefSeq, a predicted model, not a curated record